AUGAAUUCGCAGCAGCCAUCCAUCCGUUUCACCAUGGAGAUGGAGUGCAACGAGCGCAUUGCCUUUCUAGACACUAUGGUGCACCGUCACACCAGCGGGCGAUUGUACAUCACCGUAUACAGGAAGCCCACGCACACCGAUCAGUACAUUGCUUAUGAUUCGCAUCACCCGAAGUCCGUUAAGCGCGGGGUAGUGAAGUGUCUUUAUGACAGAGCUUCACGCAUCGUUACAAAGCCCCAUUUCACAGCUACAGAGAAGCAACACAUCACCUCGGCUCUUAUUUCUAACGGUUACCUGCGCUCCUUCGUUAACCGCGUCACUAAGAAGAAGAGCGCUCCAUCCGAACAGCCUACGCAAUUUAAAUCCGCUAUAGUAAUCCCGUUUGUUGAUGGUAUCGCGCAUCUUCUCCGCCGGCGCUUGGAGAAGCAUGGCAUCCGAGUUAUAUUCAAGUCCGACAGCAUCCGCAGCCAGCUGGUCUGUCCGAAAGACCGCCCGAUCCCCGACAGACGCGAUGGGGUUGUUUAUAAGAUCCCAUGCUCGACUUGCGACAAAGUCUACAUCGGUGAGACUGGUAGACCUGUGGGGGAACGCAUGAAGGAACAUCGCCGUGAUGUUCGGCUUAGGAGCACUGAUAGCUCUGCUGUUGCAGAACAUGCUUGGGACUCCGAUCAUCCACCUAACUGGGAUGAGGUCAGCUGCAUUGCUAAUGAUAAGCAUUGGUAUACGCGGCGCAUUAAGGAAGCGAUUCAGAUCCGUUUGCACCCGAGUAAUAUCAACAGGGACAACGGCAUUGAGAUCCCUGAUGAAUGGUUACCUACCAUCCGACGGCAUACUGCAUCCACCGUUCACAGCGCGCGGCGCCCGCACCAGCGGGUGCCUGACACCAGCGUGGAUGCUGAUUGGCCGGCUGCAUCGGCCAGUCACAGCGCGCGGUGCACGCUCCAGAGGGCGCCAAGCACCAGCGCGGACCCUGAUUGGCCAGCGGCAUCGGCCAAUCACAGCGCGGCUCACGCCCGAGUGGAGCCAGACAAUAGCUCCCGACGCUAUAUAACCCGUGCGCAGCAGCGUCUUUGCUCAUUGUCUGACGAAGUCUAG
Lytechinus pictus (painted urchin) is the source of this 1095-nucleotide messenger RNA. RefSeq lists its product as uncharacterized. Lineage: Eukaryota; Metazoa; Echinodermata; Echinoidea; Temnopleuroida; Toxopneustidae. The transcript has a single exon. The coding region runs from base 1 to 1095 and encodes 364 amino acids. The record is from RefSeq and is a predicted model, not a curated record.